Messenger RNA from Ambispora gerdemannii, 3318 nucleotides. The record is from the annotation of a GenBank genome assembly. NCBI's taxonomy places the organism in Eukaryota, Fungi, Glomeromycota, Glomeromycetes, Archaeosporales, Ambisporaceae.
AUGUCUAGCAAAUACAGCACGCUUCCCGAUAUAGACACACAGCCAGAUGUUUACGAGACACCUGAUAAUCCCGAGGACCCUGAAGGUUCAGACGAUGGGUACAUUCUUACAGAAGAGGCUAAUGAAGACAUUGUAAGGGACAAAAUUUCUGUGAAUGAUGCGGUUGACAAGUUUAAAGACAGUAUCGUUGAUUCUUCGAAAACAGAUUUUUCUGAUAGAUUAUCCCGCCACAAAAAGCAAAUGUAUAAAGUUUCCUCCAGAAAACCUUUGGAUACAACAGAAUAUGAAAUAUUACCAAGAGAAAAUGCAUCACAAGAGACACCUCUACAGAAAUUACAAAGAUUAAAGUAUGAAGUUCAAGAGCUUGAAGAACAAGUUGAAAAAAAUAAGGAUGAUCCGUCUAUUUUGCAAAUUUCCCAAGGAGACAUGAUCUCUCAGAUAACUCAUUUGCAAAAUGAUCUCAAUCGUAUUCAAGGUCUGGGUGAUUUUGGGAGUUCUUUAAAUGAACAAGAUGGCACUAUAAUUCGACAAGCUGAAUUAGGUAAAAGGUUAAUUCAUCAACUGGAAACAUUUAAAAAUAUUGGAUUUCCCAAAGAAGAUGGAAUAAGCGAUGAGAAAGAUGCGACCGCAGAUGAUGAUACUACAGUACAAGCAUCGAGCAUAGACAGCGGGAAGAACGUUGUCACUUAUGAACUUUACUAUUCUCCGGAAACUAUAAAAACACACGCUUUAGCUAAAACGUCGGAGCUUGAUGACCGCAUUUCUGCACUAGAAAAACUUGUGGGCACAUCACACGGACAAAACUUUGAUGACCUUUCACUUAACAUAACAAAUACAAAUCUAAUCGCGGCAGUCGAGAAACUUGAACAACACAUGCAACUUCUUGUCCAGCCGCGUCAUUUAGAAUCGAUUACAAGGAAAGUCAAGACAUUAACAUCGGAAUUAGAGAAAGUGAAUGAUUUGAAAAAUAAAGAACUCUCCAAUGGGGGUGUUAUUCCAUUUGAAACGGGAGAAAAGAUAAAUCAUCUCUUUAAUCUUCUCGAUAAGAUCGACCCUUUAAUUUCAAUAGCACCAGCUCUUGUUAACAGAUUGAAAGCUUUGCAACAGUUGCAUAAUGAAGCUGCUGUGUUUAAUGAUACUAUAAAAAUGCUAGCUGGAGAACAGGGUAAAAUUGGAGAUGAGCUCAAAAGUUUGAAUGAUGUUGCAGGGAAGCUCGAAAAAUCCUUAAAAGAAAACGAUGAUGCGAUUCAAAGCAAUAUUAAAGUGGUAGAUGAACGUGUUUCGGACCUUGCUCAAAGGCUGGAUAAGUUAUUAAAUAGUGGAGAAAUUGCAUGUCGCGUAAUUCGAACAGCUAAAGCAUUAGGCAUUAAAACAGUCGCGGUGUACAGUGAAGCCGAUAGGAAAGCGCGUCAUGUUAAAUUGGCCGACGAAGCCUACCUGAUAGGACCUUCCUCUUCAAGGGAAAGUUAUUUAAAUAUUGAAAAAAUAAUAUCUGUAGCCAAAAGAAGUGGUGCUCAGGCUAUUCAUCCAGGAUAUGGAUUUUUAUCCGAAAAUCAUUUGUUUGCCGAGCGUUUAUCAAUAGAAAAUAUUACAUUCAUUGGCCCACCAGCAUCUGCCAUUAUAUCAAUGGGUUCAAAAAGUGAAUCCAAGGAAAUUAUGACUGCUGCUAAUGUCCCUAUAGUACCAGGUUAUCAUGGUCCAAACCAGGAUCCUGUUUUUCUCAAAGGCAAAGCUGCUGAAAUAGGCUAUCCAGUUCUAAUAAAAGCAAUUAAAGGUGGUGGUGGCAAAGGCAUGCGAAUUGUCAACGAUCCAUCUGAAUUUAAUCUUCAACUCGAAUCUUCCAAGCAGGAAGCAAUCAAAUCCUUCGAUGAUGAUCAAGUUCUUAUCGAGAAAUAUCUCCUCACACCUCGUCAUAUCGAGGUGCAAAUUUUUGCGGAUAUACACGGAAAUGCAGUAUAUCUUUUUGAAAGAGAUUGUUCUGUGCAAAGAAGGCAUCAAAAAGUUCUUGAAGAAGCUCCCGCUCCUGGAUUAAGUGAAGAACUAAGGCAUGAAUUAGGGGAAAAAGCAGUGACUGCUGCCAAGGCUGUUAAUUAUGUUGGUGCUGGGACAGUGGAAUUUAUUUUUGACAACGAAACUCAGCAAUUUUAUUUUAUGGAAAUGAAUACUCGACUCCAAGUUGAACACCCAGUAACCGAGAUGGUGACCGAUACUGAUUUAGUUCAAUGGCAAUUAGAGGUUGCUGCUGGGAAUAAAUUGCCUCUCAUGCAAAAUGACUUGCGUCUUAAUGGCCAUGCUUUUGAAGCACGUAUAUAUGCAGAAAAUCCUGACACUAAUUUCUUGCCUGAUGCUGGCCCUCUUAUCCAUUUACAUACACCUCAGCCUUCAUCCACUGUUCGUUUGGAAACUGGUUUUGAACAAGGUGAUGAAAUAAGCGUUCACUAUGAUCCUAUGAUUGCAAAGUUAAUUGUUAAAGGGAAUGAUCGUACUGAGGCACUUCGGAUUCUGAGAAAAGCUUUAAAUGAUUACGAAGUUGUUGGCUUACACACAAAUAUCGAAUUUCUGAAAAAACUUUCAUCUCAUCCCGCCUUUAUUAAUGAAGAAUUGGAAACAGGAUUUAUUGAGAAAUAUAAGACAGACUUAUUCACAUCGAUAGGUCGCACUAAUCCAAUCAUCUUGGCACAAGCUGCCAUUUCAUUAACUUUAAUUGAAUUAGAAAAGGACCAAUCAAGAAUUUCGGGAACUCUGGAUCCUUUUUCUCCAUGGUCAACACUCACCUGCAUUAGGUUGAACACAAAGCACACGAGACACAUUUCUUUGUCCGAUUCUAAUGAAUCUGAAUCGAUUGUCGACAUACAAUUCAAAUCCAAUGGCACAUUUGAUGUUAAAGUAAAUCAAGGCGGAGAAACUUUAUCUAUAUUUACAGGCGUCAUGGCCAAAUGGAAUGAAGCUCAAAAACAAAUAAUUCUUGAUAUUGAUGAUCGAAAAUUACGUAGUCGCGUUAUUUUAGACAAUAAUAAACGGGUGGUUGUUUUUGGCGAGCACGGAAAAACUGUGUUGCAAAUUCCAACUCCAGCAUAUUUAAGUGCAGAAACAUCGGACGUUGUGGGCUCUAUUAAAACCCCGAUGCCUUGUAAAAUAUCUCAGAUAUUUGUUACAGUUGGUCAAGUAGUCGAAAAAGGAACUCCGCUUAUAGUUUUGGAAGCAAUGAAAAUGGAGCAUCUUAUUAAAUCACCUCUUCCUGGUAAAAUUGAAAAAAUAUUCUAUAAAGUUGGAGAUCUUGUCGAAGAAAACAAAAACCUUGUAGCUUUUGCAGAAUAA